Messenger RNA from Bicyclus anynana (squinting bush brown), 1623 nucleotides. RefSeq lists its product as uncharacterized. The coding region runs from base 1046 to 1585 and encodes 179 amino acids. Lineage: Eukaryota; Metazoa; Arthropoda; Insecta; Lepidoptera; Nymphalidae. The record is from RefSeq and is a predicted model, not a curated record. The transcript has a single exon.
AAAUAACAAAAGUAGUUGUUUCAAUCUAAGAAUUUUUUUCUACCUUCUUCAAUACGUACGUAAAAAUAAUUGUAAUAGUACAUUGAUAUAAGUGCGGUAAGUUGAAAAUUACAGCCGAGUCGAUAUUGCAGCUCGAGCCAAAGGCGAGAACUAUAGUAAGGAAGCAGAGGCUGUAACUAUCAAAGUACGUAUGUCAUACAACGUUUUAUAACACAUUUGCGAUGAAACACAUUUUGAACACACUUUCUGAAAAUGAAUUUGCACCUUUGCUUGUUUUCCAGGAUGACAUUUUGUUACGCUUGUCAUUUUUGCACCGAUAACGAAGUGCGCACUCCAGUGUUUGUGAUUUUUUUUGGACAAAUGCACAAAAACCAGCCAGUAUUACAAAUAAAGUAAAAUAAUAUUUUUGUGUUUCUGAUACAAAUACAGAGUUGACAUAUAUUGUCAAAAUUAUUACAAUUAAAGAAUUAAAUAUUUUUUAUUAUGUUUUAACUCACAAAGUCAAUUUUAUUCAUAAAAUGUUGAGCACUUUUCUGACAUAAAAACUCUUUGCCAAGAUUUAAAAUAGUACCGUUCGUUUUUAGACGGAUGAUAAAGGUUUUAUAUUACAUUACGGCACAUGUGCGUAAUGAGAUCGAUACUGAAAUUGGUGAAAUAAGCAAUACUUUACGAGUAAAUGUGUUAUAAAAUUAAAAACUUGGCAAUGUUGACAUGACAUACCUAUGUUUCAGUAGCUUUUAUAUCAAAUGAAAUUAUGUAGAUUACUAUAAUAUAUUAUUUCUAUAUAUAAUGUACUAGUAAUAAAUAUUACACAAAUAUAGUACUGGGUCAAAUUUGAUCCGAAGGUCGUCAAUGACACUAAACCCUAUGAGGAUAAAAGCACGUAUAAAUAUAUUUGAAAUCAUUGGGAAACACACUUUUGGCUUUCAAUUCCGCUGCAGCCGCUAUUUGUUUACAGUUUUCCUAUUGCCGACAGCGAUAACAUUGAAUAUAUAAGAACUCGCGUCCAUCUGCUCAUUUAUACCAAAGAGGACCGCGCACCAUCAUGUACUGGUACCAUCUUCUCGUGCUGUGCUGCGUGCUGGCUUUAGUGGAGUCUAGAAUUCGUUACCGACCACCUUACCGGUCACGAGGCCGCCGCCCUCCUCGCAUGUACCGCGAACGCGAGCUGAAUACCAUCGAAAACGUGUUCGUCGAACAAAGGGACAAAUUAGAAAAAUUCUGCGCCAAGGCAACGAAAGCCCCGACGGAGAUGUACGGAACCGAUUACUACUACCUCAGUUACUCAAUCCCAGAAAAAACGACUGCAACUGUAAAGAUAACAAAAAACUUCCUGCAUACUAUGGUGUUAAAGGACUUUAAGAAAAUAAUUGAGGAUGUGAAAAUUCUACCGGACAUUGUCAAAAUAGAAGACGCAGUGUAUACGAUAGAUAGCCAAAUGUUGAAAAUCACGAUCCCAUACAGAGUGCCCAUUGGAACAGCGUUCCAUAGUAAUUGUGGAGUGGUUAACAAGGACGUUAUAAAUGUACCACUAGUCAAGUAUCCCACAUUCACAUACAGAUUGCAGGAAGCAAUUGAAAAUUGAAUACUACGUCAAACACUCUGAUCAAAGAGUUUUUAUGU